This is a messenger RNA of Penicillium soppii, 2382 nucleotides long. Its product is annotated as DUF803 domain membrane protein. Gene Ontology annotation, molecular function: magnesium ion transmembrane transporter activity. Gene Ontology annotation, cellular component: membrane. Gene Ontology annotation, biological process: magnesium ion transport. NCBI's taxonomy places the organism in Eukaryota, Fungi, Ascomycota, Eurotiomycetes, Eurotiales, Aspergillaceae. The coding region runs from base 1 to 2382 and encodes 793 amino acids. The transcript is spliced from 2 exons. The record is from RefSeq and is a predicted model, not a curated record.
AUGGAUCCCAAUACUGCCAUAUCGCACGCAUCGACGCUCAUCGCGAGAGCAGAUAGUACUGGCCGCCCGCCAAUUUACAAAGCGGUCGGUAUUUCGCUGGCUGUCGCAUCGGGCGUCUUUAUCGGUAUUUCUUUUGUGAUUAAAAAAAUCGGUCUAUUGAAAGCGAACGUCAAAUACAAUGAGGAAGCUGGAGAGGGAUAUGGAUACUUGAAGAAUUUCUGGUGGUGGAUGGGCAUGACGCUGAUGAUUGUUGGAGAAAUCUGCAAUUUUGUCGCCUAUGCAUUCGUCGAUGCCAUCUUGGUGACACCGCUUGGUGCGCUAUCGGUUGUGAUUACGACGAUUUUAUCGGCUAUCUUCCUCAAAGAACGACUCAGUUUCGUUGGGAAGGUAGGUUGUUUCUGUUGUAUUAUCGGAUCGGUCACUAUUGCUAUGAAUGCUCCUGAGCAGUCCUCCGUGGAAGACAUACAGAGCAUGCAGCAUUUUGUGAUUCAGCCUGGAUUCCUGGUCUAUGCCGGACUGAUCAUCGUAGGCGCUGUUUUUACGGCGCUCUGGGCUGGACCACGGUAUGGCAAGACGAGCAUGUUUGUCUAUAUUAGUAUCUGCAGCAUGGUCGGUGGAUUAAGUGUUGUUGCUACCCAGGGCUUGGGCUCUGCGAUUCUCGCCCAGAUCAAUGGCGAGGAGCAGUUCAAGCAUUGGUUCCUUUACGUCUUGUUUGUCUUCGUUAUUGGAACACUGCUGACUGAGAUUAUCUAUCUCAAUAAAGCGCUGAAUCUUUUCAAUGCCGCUCUGGUCACUCCGACUUACUACGUGAUGUUCACCACCGCCACCAUUAUUACCUCGGCCAUUUUAUUCCAGGGCUUCAAGGGCACGGCAGUCCAGAUCACAACUGUGAUCAUCGGAUUCCUUCAAAUUUGUGCCGGUGUGGUUCUGCUACAGCUAUCCAAGUCUGCCAAGGACAUUCCCGACGCUGCAGUGUUCAAGGGUGAUUUGGAUCAGAUUCGAGAAGUUGCUACAGUUGAAGAGCCCGAAUUUGAGCCCAAGGCGGACUCCAUUCGUGGAGCAGCAUCUAUUAUUCGUCGCAUCUCGACUGCUCGUCGCACUAUGGAGUCAGAUGAAGCUCGCCGUUUCUUCCAUGACAAGCAUGCGGAUACUCUGAAGCCACCCAGCGAGAAUGAGAUCAUCGAAUGGGAUGGCCUGCGCCGGCGCAAGACUGUCAUUGGUGAAGGGCCAACCAUGUCACGACCCAUCACUCCGCGAACACCAUCUUUCAAGCAACAACAUCCUCCCUGGGGCAUGUCCCACUUCCCUGCUUCCGAGAAUGAAGAGGAACUUAGGCCCACGACGAAGCAAAGCGGUCAUUCAUUCAUGGAUGAUAUCCGGUCUCGGACUGCCAGCGUGCUUCAUCCGUCUCAAUGGAAGGCUGUCAAUACACAAGACGAGAAGCAUUAUGAGGCAAACACACAACCAGCUGAUAUGGCAGACGUGCCUCACCAAGGCAUGCCAGAUACCGAAUACCACGGCGCUGGAGGUUUAGAACCUCCCUUUAACCCGAACCGCCCACGAAGCGACACCCCCCGAUCCGUCUCCUGGAUUGAUGAAAAGUCCGACAGCCUAGCCCCCUCGCCGCGACCAAAUACAGCGCGCCGCCAAUUUUCCUUCAACAACAUGGUCAACCGCAUGAAAUCGGGCGGUGAAUCUUCCGUCAAACCGACACCAGGCUCACCCCGCGGCAUCCUGCGCCGCACGCACCACGGUGACUUCCGCAAAUCUGCAACAGAAGAAGAGUCCCUGGGUCUCGUGCACGGAGACUCUCGCGCCUCCCAAGCGGAAGAAGAACCUCUCAACGAAAAGAUUGAGCGCUGGUCCAGCAGCGAGUCCGAGCUCGGCGAGCCUCAACCCAUGUUUGGCCGCCCACACAAAACAUCCGUCUCGAGCAUGUCGACUGCUGCAUUCCCCGCCUACGAAGAUAACCACCACACCUUUGAAUCAAACCCCUACUACGUCUCGAACCAAACCACAUCCGCGGACCAAGACUGGCAGCACAAAGAUAGCGGACGAACUCGCACACGCACGAACUCUAAUCGUGCUCCCCCGCCUGCUCACUCUUCUUUCUCUACACACCGUUAUCCAAAUCCGCUUCCACCUCUCCCCGAUAUCACGCCUACUGCUUCACUAGACCUUGCGCCUUUCACCACCUCUGGUAUGAGAAACGUCUCCGAGGACUCGGGGACGGGCAUUACGUCUCUCUCUUCGGAAGAGACAGAAGCUCCCGAGAACCCGCCUGCUCCGGUCCGGAGACAGAGUGGCUGGCGUAGACAUCUGUCUCAUGACAGCCAUGACGGUGAGGGGUAUGGUGCUGAGCGGAGAGGCUCGUUCCGCUGA